Messenger RNA from Fraxinus pennsylvanica, 2481 nucleotides. NCBI's taxonomy places the organism in Eukaryota, Viridiplantae, Streptophyta, Magnoliopsida, Lamiales, Oleaceae. The record is from the annotation of a GenBank genome assembly.
AUGGAAUCCGAAGGCAGUGUCCAUGUAGAGAUUUCUGAGCUUAACGCAAGGCUAAGUGAAACAGGCAGUGUCAGUCCAGCCAUUGAGCCCCAAACUUGCUCUGUUGAGACCAAAAAUAGCAGCACGGCUGAUUCUGUGUCUCAAACGAGGCCUGCAAUUCGCGCACCAGAAAAGAAACUUACCCUUUUUGCGCUUCGUCUAGCAGUGCUUGAGAAAGCAGCCUCAGGAAUUGGAACUCUGGGAUUCAUAUGGGCUACUGUUGUUUUACUUGGUGGUUUUGCCAUCACUUUGGACAAAACAGAUUUUUGGUUCAUAACUGUUAUUCUCUUAAUUGAGGGAACUCGAAUAUUUAGCAGGAGUCAUGAGCUCGAGUGGCAACAUCAGGCCACAUGGUCUAUUACUGAUGUUGGCAUCAAUAGUUUCCGUGCUAUAAAAUCGAGCUCAAGUUCGAUACUUAGAAAAGUGAAGACGAUUUUUAGGCCAGUUUUUAACUCCAGAAAGGCGAGCAAUCGGAGCAGAAAGAUUUCAGGGAUGAUGCGUCAAGCUAGCAGGCAAAAUUGGGAUCAUAAGAAGAUGCCAAGUCGAACAUGGACGAGUUCAGAGGUCCCUCUUCUUCCUUAUGCAAAAUGGGUAUUUAUUUCAAGAAACGUUAGUAAGGUUUUAUAUUGGCUCCAACUUGCAUCAGCAACCGCCUGCGUCGUUCUCUCAAUGAUCAAGCUUAUCCAUCGAAACUAUGGAGAAAUCGAGAAAGGCGAUACGGAUAAGAGGAACAGGAAAUCAGCUCUAAUUAUAUUCUAUUCCUUGGCCUUGGCUGAGGCAUUGCUGUUUCUCAUGGAGAAAGCCUAUUGGGAGUGGAAAGUCAGCUUUCGGAAACUAUUAGAUGAGGUGAACAUGGAGUGCAAUUUGGGAGAAUCUGGCAUGAUUUCGAUCAAAAGAUUCUUCUAUGAUGCCUAUUCAAAAUGUGUCAAUGGAAGCAUUUUUGAUGGUCUGAAAAUGGACAUGGUUUCAUUUGCCAUGGAAUUGUUAGACUCUAAUUCCCCCGAUGAGCAGUUUAUUGGAGCCAGAAUCUUGAGAAAAUUUGCUACAAGCAAGGUGUUUUCUGAUGAUACUCUCCAAAAGAUUGGAAUAAACUUAUCGGUUAUGGAAAGAUUAGUCGAAAUGUUGAAUUGGAAAGACCCUCAAGAAGAAGAGAUAAGGUAUUCAGCUACAGAAAUCUUGUCAAAACUGGCUGAAAAAAGGCAAAACUCCGUACGGAUUGCUGGAAUACCAGGUGCAAUGGAAUCAAUAUCAUGUCUUCUGCACGUCAGCAGGAGCCAUGGUGGAGCAACUGAUCAAAUUUCCGAGAAGAGAAUAAUCUUUGACGAUGAGAACUAUGGUUCUUGGGCAUUCAAUCAUUUGGGGCUUCUCAUUUUGAAGAAACUCGCUCGUGACCACGAUAUAUGUGGAAAAAUUGGUAACACGAGGGGUCUCCUACCGAAGAUUAUUGAUUUCAUGCAUGCAGAAGAGAGGGUGUUGACAGAUUCAUCAGCUGCACCCUCUCAAAUUUUAUCUGUUAAACGGUCUCUUCAGGUUCUCAAGAUGUUAGCUGGCACAGCAGGCACCGCAGGAAAACAACUAAGAAAAGAGAUUUCUGAGAUUGUUUUCACAAUUAGCUAUAUCAGGGAUAUACUAAGGUAUGGGAAAAAGCAUCCCCAGCUGCAAAUGUUGGCAAUCGAAGUGUUGACUAGCCUCGCAAUAGAAGAGGAUGCAACAGAGAGGAUUGGUAGCACAGGUGGAGUUCUUAAAGAAUUGUUCAAUAUUUUCUUCAAUGAGGAAAUGCCUGAAAAUCAGAGUCAUGUAAGAGUUGCAGCCGGGGAAGCACUUUCUAUGCUAGUACUAGAAAGUAAGAAUGAUUGUCAGCGUAUUCUGAAAUUGAGGAUGAAUCAGAAGCUCGUUAAAGCUUUGGAAUCUCCAUUGCUUCGAAUAAAUGCAGCUAGAAUUUUAAGAAACUUGUGCGUGUACAGUGGAGAAGAUUGCUUCGAACAAUUGAAGGGACUCACUGAUGCAGGACCUGCAGUCCUUCAAGCUAUCAUGAACGAAGAAAACAAAUUACUCGAAGUAAUGGUUGGAGUUGCAGCAUGCAUUUUCAAAUUUAUGUCAUCUCAAGAAGCCAGCAACACAUUUAAGAGAGUUCGAUUUCCAGAAUCCGAUCUGGCCUACAAACUUGUCCAAAGUCUGAAGAAUUAUCAGUAUCCCUCUAUAAAAGUCCCAAACAUAAGAAGACAUGCUAUAGAGUUAGCAAUUUGGAUGAUGAAGGAUAAUGAGGCGAACAUCCUAACUUUCUCAAGAGUGGGAAUGCAACAUGAGCUGGAGUCCGUUUUGGACACCACGUCUGAGCUGGAGAGUUUUAAUAUCUUCUCCGGGACUGUUGGCCUAUGCCGGCAUAGGACGACCAUCCAAACGCUAGUUGAAACAGCCAUGAAGCUGCUGGCAGAAAACUAA